CAUUUUCCAUCUUACUAGUUUACCGGAUAUACAGUUAAGGCUCUGUACCAAUCUCUCUGCAAUUAGGUGAGAAAUAAUGUUAGUCCGGCAGACCGAAGGACACAAAACAACAGUCUUCCCUGUUGCCUGGCGACGAAAGUGCGCAACAAUCGAGACCGAUUAUUCUGCUCAGUUCCUCUUGACACGCAGCUUCUAAAUAUGAAUUAUUUUUCUUCAGUAGCACGGUAAGCACCUCACCCUGGUUCUUAUCUAAAAACUGUCCUUCGGGUGAGGAAUGGCUCCAGUCGUGGUUCACCGCCGAAAUUCCUUUAAGAGAAAUGCGUAGACAGGCGCUCAACAAUUGUGAAACAACUACGAGGAGCUAAUUUCUCCGACAAUCAGAUGCUAAAAAAACAGAGAUUUCUUAGGUGAAUGUCCUCAUGUACCGGAUGGCAACCAUAGGGGGCUGCCUCACCCUCGAAGAUGAUGAAAACUCUUGGAAAUAAGACACCCCUCGCUAGGCCGCAGACAGCCCAUCGGCACUGCGGGAGAAGUAGCUACACGCGACCAGUUCAAAGGAAAACAUGCUGGACCCCUUCAAACUUGCAAGAAAAUCAGCCUCCGGCCACGAUGAUGGUGGCGAAAGACCUUCAGGGUGACCUGCACAAUGAGAAGGUGCACCUGCCUUCUAUUGAAGACUAUCAGGCCAGCUGCCCAGGGACUAACACCUCAGCAGACCAUCCCAAAGCCAGCAGAUCUGCGCCUGCUACAAGGGGUGCUUGGACUCAAAGUGUUAGUUAUCCACCUAGCUCCAGUACUGGCACAUCUGACAGCACUCGACUGAAACUGCAACCAAAUACAUCCAUCCCUCCAUCUCCGGCAUCAGCCAGCAGUGCUUGCAGGUUUCUGCUUUCUCAGAGUCUGAGUGAACUUCACAAUAACACAUCUAUUGACCGAAUUAGUAGAGAAGUCCAGCGCAACAGUCCAGCCUUGGCCACCAGCGCAGGAGGGAAAUGCCCAUGGUACAUUGCCUUAUUGCACGAGAAGGAACAGAGUUUGCUGAUGCUCGGUGAUGAAAUCACCCGCCUCUCAGAGUUUGAGGCAGAAUGCGUGAGAAAGGACCAUGUGAUCGAGGCCCUUCAGGAGAAGGUGACAGAACUGACCCAUCAGCUGAGCCUGGCCCGGAAUGAGGAGGUCAUCAAGGCUCAGGCAGAACUGAUCCUGCGUUUAGGAGAAGAGAUCAAGCAUCUUAGGAGCUUUGAAGAGGAGGCAUCAAGGAAGGACACCCUGAUAGCUGGACUGAGGGAAGAAAUAGAGAUUUUAAAACGGGCCAGUCCUCAAUUUCAACGAGCAGCUGAGAUCUCCGAGAAUGAGGAGAAUGAUCCAAUAGACAACGAAACCGGGCUUGUGAAGUCUCAGCAUAAGAGCCCAGACACAUGGGAACUAAACUUAGACAAACGUAGUGAGAUGGACAAGAAUCAAGGGCUGGAGUCUGAAUUGCAGAUGAAAGAACUCAAAGCCACCAAUGAGAAGCUAGUGAAGGAGCUGCAGGAAAUGAAAAGCAACUACACAAUUUCUACUGGCACUGUGUGUUCCCUGCGGAGGAGCCUGUCUGCCCGAGAGACUGAGCUGGCAAAAGUCGGGCACAGGCAGGAGAGACUCAGGAGGGAGCUGAGAGACAGGAUGUCCCAACUACAAGCCAUGUCGAAAAAGUUUUCUUGUUUACGAGACGGGAAAAGAAAUGAAGAAUUGAUGGCAGAUUUAGAAAAGGAGAACUUCACACUGCAAAAACACAUAGCACAGCAGCAACAGGAGCUGUCAGAGGGAAACACAGUGGUGGCAGAGUUGAAGGCUCAACAACUCCAGCUGCAGCAGGAGCUGGUUACAGAGAGAACCAGGAUUAAAGAGCUGGAAAAAAACAGCAAGGAGUGUCAGGGCAAAAGGGACAGUCUCCAGCAACAACACAAUCAGGCCAAAGUCUCUCUGGAGCACCUUCAAUCCAGGUUUGAGAGAAUCCGUGGAAAGAUCAUCCAGGCUGCUUACUGUGCUCCCGGUGCCAAACCCCCUCACACCGAGAUCAGUGACUCUGAGCUUCUGUGCACAAUGCAGAAAAUAAUUGAUGACCGUUCUCAAUUUCACCAAAUGCUCACACAGAAAGGAGAGAAAGUGCCCCCCCUUUUCACCACAGAAACGCAACCAGUUGCUAAGCCUAAGCCCAUCUUAACCAGAAAGAGCUAAAAAUAUCUAAACGACCAGAAGACAGACUCCUACAUUCUGAAAAUAUGUUUUUGUUUAACAAAAGACAUUGCCUAAUGGUGUUGAUUUCUUAUGUGUAACUAAAAUCACACAUUUUUGGGGUAAUUGAAUACAAUUUUUUGGAACACCCUUACACAGAUGCAGCCUUUUUUGCAAGAGAUAAAAAUCACAUGGAACUGUUCUUGAGUUAAAAAAAUAUUGCUCUCAGUAUUGGUACCUGUGAUCAUAUUAAUAAUGAAAACAUGUUAGUAUUCAUAUUUUAUCUUGGAAUGACCUGUUAUUUUUUACUUCUACCCACCCAAUUUGAAUUGGUCAUUUCCAAAGACUCUGCCUUGUGCUUAUGAGCACUGUACCUGCAUGGGGACAAUAAGAACCUACUAAUAUGCUCCUCCAAUGUGGCCACUUUGGCACAGCUUGUGUCGUGGUGCAAGAUCUGCAGCUCCUUACAGGAGAGUUAGGACCAAGCAGAGAUACAGCAAGUCUCUCCGAGCAGCUCAACCUCCACUCCGAAUGACAAACAGUUUCAUAUGACGGAAAUUGCAUAUCUUUCUUAUCUUUUGACACAUUCCAUACUUCCAUAUUUGACAUAAUCCAGUUUAUAAGUACUCUCUAUGAAUAACAUCAUUCUGACUUAUGAAAUAUGGGCUAUCUCAGAAUCUCAUUAUUACAGCCCUAGACUUUUUCCAGACAAAGUUAGCAGAAUAGGAAGCUGGGAAUAAGAUAAUAAAAAAGAAAUUAACAUUAAGAUUUAAAAACCAUAUUUAUUAAAUUGAUAUAGUCCACAUUUACAAUUUUACACCACCUUGGAUGGAGGUGUUUGUCCUGUACCAGUAAGAUUUGAUGAAAUAUGAGGAAAUUCUUCUCGGAAAAUUGUUUCUGUUCCAGUUGCCAAAAAGAAAGGGUUGACUGCUGCA
Messenger RNA from Lepisosteus oculatus (spotted gar), 3149 nucleotides. RefSeq names its product coiled-coil domain-containing protein 27. The record is from RefSeq and is a predicted model, not a curated record. Lineage: Eukaryota; Metazoa; Chordata; Actinopteri; Semionotiformes; Lepisosteidae.